GCAAACUGGAUUGCUGACGAAUAUACUGGAUAGCUCUGCUCAGACCGAAAUGGAUUUGUCCUCUCUGUCUACCGACGUUCGAACAGUUCUCGAGGAAUAUCGCGAUGGGCGAAAACACGAUCUCGAAGCCACCCGAAAAGUUAUCUCAGACGCAUCCAAGAAGAAUGAAAAGAACUUGGCACGCCACAUUGACAUGGUCACCAAACAACUCAGUGUUUCUUUUACCGAUCAUAUCAACGGAGCGUUCGCGAAUGCUGCGAAGCAGGACGCUGCAGCUCAACUUACAGCUACCGAGGAGCAUCUGCUCCGGAGUCUCAAGUUUGACCGGAUGAAUGAACGUCGGAAUCAAAUCUCGCCUUCUUGUCCAGAUACUUUUACGUGGAUGUUACGCGACGGUAGCGAAGCUGAUCCU
This is a messenger RNA of Microdochium trichocladiopsis, 412 nucleotides long. RefSeq lists its product as uncharacterized. The annotation marks the transcript as partial. The record is from RefSeq and is a predicted model, not a curated record. The transcript has 2 exons. Lineage: Eukaryota; Fungi; Ascomycota; Sordariomycetes; Xylariales; Microdochiaceae.